AUGUCUUCAGAGAGGAUAACCAUCUAUCACAAUGGACCUUCGACUCCCGGUGUGCACGUCCGAGACGAAUCAGACAGUCAAGAUCCGCCACCCGAAUACACAUAUCCCGAUUUACCUACCGAUGGGACGAUCCCGCCUGGCCGCGUCAACACCCCCUUCUCAAACUUACCGGCAACGGAAAGAUUAGUCAGACGACAGGUUCCGAUCAUCGCCAUUUCAUCAGGGUCUCCCGGAGUGCCAAUCUACAUGGUGUGCUUCCUGCUGGUCAUUUGUUUGUUGGCCUACCAUCUGGUUUCACUAUGUAUGGCCAUCUACCCUUGA
This is a messenger RNA of Colletotrichum siamense, 321 nucleotides long. RefSeq lists its product as uncharacterized. The transcript is spliced from 2 exons. Bases 1 to 321 code for a protein of 106 amino acids. NCBI's taxonomy places the organism in Eukaryota, Fungi, Ascomycota, Sordariomycetes, Glomerellales, Glomerellaceae. The record is from RefSeq and is a predicted model, not a curated record.